Aricia agestis (brown argus) is the source of this 549-nucleotide messenger RNA. RefSeq names its product 60S acidic ribosomal protein P2 (gene RpLP2). Gene Ontology annotation, biological process: cytoplasmic translational elongation. The record is from RefSeq and is a predicted model, not a curated record. Lineage: Eukaryota; Metazoa; Arthropoda; Insecta; Lepidoptera; Lycaenidae. The coding region runs from base 117 to 455 and encodes 112 amino acids. Gene Ontology annotation, cellular component: cytosolic large ribosomal subunit; ribosome. The transcript has 5 exons. Gene Ontology annotation, molecular function: structural constituent of ribosome.
CUUCGGGCAUUUAGCAAACGUCAAAGUCAAUUCUCUUUUCACUUUUGCUUUGAAAUUUGGUUCGAGCAAUUCUCUUUUAUCGGCUCUACACGUUUCGUGUCUUUACGACUUAAAAAAUGCGUUACGUGGCCGCUUAUUUGUUAGCCGUGCUCGGUGGAAAAGCUUCCCCAGCCGCUGCCGAUAUCGAGAAGAUCCUUAGCUCUGUUGGUAUUGAAGCUGAUGCCGAAAAGCUCAAGAAAGUCAUUUCUGAGCUCAACGGCAAGUCUGUCGAGGACUUGAUCGCUGAAGGCCGUGAGAAGCUGUCUUCUAUGCCAGCUGGUGGUGCCGCUGUGGCUGCUGCCCCCGGUGCUGCAGCUCCUGCCGCAGCUGCUGAGGAGAAGAAGGAAGAGAAAGAGGCCAAGAAGGAAGAAUCUGAGUCUGAGGAUGAAGACAUGGGCUUUGGACUUUUCGACUAAACAUUUUUAUGUGCAGGGCACGCAGAUUUUAUUCCAACUUUGUUGUAAGACUAAUAUGACAAGGAUAUUUCUGUGAAAUAAACUUGUACUAUAA